Molecule: messenger RNA, 2363 nt
Organism: Pristis pectinata (smalltooth sawfish)
Lineage: Eukaryota; Metazoa; Chordata; Chondrichthyes; Rhinopristiformes; Pristidae
Gene: rhbdl3
Product: rhomboid, veinlet-like 3 (Drosophila)
Exons: 10
Coding region: 104-1324 (406 amino acids)
Cellular component (GO): membrane
Molecular function (GO): calcium ion binding; serine-type endopeptidase activity
Source: RefSeq, a predicted model, not a curated record
GACGGGGAGCGGGAGCCGGAGGAGCGGAGCCGCGCCGUCCGGAGCAGGGCGAGCAGCGGAGGAUGAAGCGGCAUCUCCCCGGGUGAGCCGAGCCGAGGCCGCGAUGGAGGAGGGAGAGAAGCCGGAGCCCAGCACCGAAACCCCAGCCUCCGGCGACCCCCAGGGAGAGGGCAUCGUGAAGCUGGGCAGUAGGGACGGUCUGCCCAUGGGAACAGAGGACCACUGGAAGGUUCUCUUCGACCAGUUUGACCCCGCAAACACGGGCUACAUCAGCAGGGAAAAGUUCCAGGGCCUUCUGCAAACACACGGGUCGGAGCUGGAGCCGCAGAAACUGGAGGUCCUUCUGGCUCUGGCAGACAGCAGCUCGGAGGGCAGGGUCUGUUACCAGGACUUCGUGAACUUGAUGAGCAACAAACGUUCCAACAGUUUCCGCCGCGCCAUCCUCCUGGGCAACCGCCGACUGCGUGCCAACUCACUGCUGGAGGAGACUGGCCUCACCCUGGGCCAGCGUUUCAUCCGACACGUCGCCUACGAGACCCUGCCCCGUGGCCUGGAUCGCCGGUGGUACUACGACAGCUACACCUGCUGCCCUCCGCCCUGGUUCAUGAUCACCGUCACCGUUCUGGAGAUUGUUGUCUUCAUCUAUUACGGGCUGGUCCUGGACAAGUGGGUGCUGCAGGUCACACACCCGUCCUACCUGAAGAACCCACUGGUGUAUCAGCCGCAGCUUCGUAGUCAGGUGUGGCGCUACCUCAGCUACAUCUUCAUGCAUGUGGGGGUCGAGCACCUGGGCUUCAACGUGACCCUGCAGCUCCUGGUCGGUGUUCCUCUGGAGAUGGUCCACGGAGCUCUCCGCAUCAGCUUCAUCUACCUCACGGGGGCUCUCGCAGGUUCAUUGGCUGCAUCAGUGGCAGACAUGACUGCACCGGUGGCUGGUUCCUCGGGAGGAGUUUACGCCCUCAUCUCUGCUCAUCUGGCCAACAUAGUCAUGAACUGGUCCGGAAUGAGAUGUCAGUUCAAACUGAUCCGGAUGGGAAUAGCCAUGAUUUGCAUGAGUCUGGAGUUUGGCCGUGCCGUCUGGCUGAGAUUCCACCCGCCCACCCACCCCUCCUGUGCCCACCCCAGCUUCGUCUCUCACCUUGGAGGAGUGAUGGUGGGCAUCACGCUGGGGGUGGUUAUCCUCAGGAAUUACGAGCAGAAACUCCAUGAGCAGUCCAUCUGGUGGAUCUUUGUACUUGUCUAUCUCGUCUUCGUGUUCUUCGCCAUCCUCUGGAACAUCUUUGCCUACGGUCUCUUGGAGAUCAGGCUGCUCCCUCCAGCCUAAUCCUCAGACCGGACCAGCUAGCGUGAUCCCACAGCCCAGAUGAGACCUCACUUUUGAAACAAUCGGAUGAAUGUACAACGGGAUGCAUUGGGAAUUGAUUCAACUGUGCCUAAUCAAAGCUUGUGAUAUGAUGUGACCUGACUGGUUCAACACUUGUAUCUGAUAAGGAAUUAGAUACCUCCUCCUGCUCCAAAAGAUCAUUUCACACACCGAAGGGCACAUUCUGACCUAUGGUUUGUUUUGAAGAAUUACUGGUAAUCGGAUUCAAUUUCCAGAAUUAUCUUUUUAAACUGCAUGGCCCUUUCCCCUACGACUGAGAAGGGAUCGUUGGCUCUUCGAAGACCGAAGGUGCUGAGGAUCCCCAGUGGAACCUCCGAGUCCACAAAUGGAAAGGGGCAACUCAAUGACGUCAGCACAUCACCCAGCAAGUUAUUUGAUGGCAGCUCCGUGCAGUCACAUGUGGCUCUGGUCCGAGGGGACUCUACAUUCCAAGUUAACGUUAGGUGAUUGCAUCGUGUUUUACAGGGAGAGGGGGGAAAACAGAAGGGGCUGCACUGCCAUCGAGUGGCAAUCUGAUGGAACGUGCAGGUGUUUGGAUGUCAGUGACCAAAGAGCCUUCCCAUAGUUAAGCCCUCAUUCUGGGGAGGUAUCAGCAGGGCUACGUUACACUGGGAGUUCUCAUCUUCAGAAGAAUUAACUCAUUCUUCAACGCUAGUGCUUAAAGAGUUGCAUUGCAACCUGAACUAGGAACAGCGGUGAGCAGCAUCAGUGUUUGUACACACUGCUCAGGGACACAGAAACUGACCCAAACACACCUUACAUUUUCUUCUCGUCUGAGCUUCGUUCUUUUUAUUAAGACUCACCUGCUCAAUAACCUGGUCUCCAAGUGUCAUUAACUCCCAUAGAUAAGAUUUUACAAUGUGUACAUAACUUGUCCAAACUCUAUAAAUAAGGAGUUUAUGAUGAUAGUCUGUAGGUAAUUUGACCAGUCUAGUCAAUAUCCUUAAUUUAUGGCCAAUACACCAGAGUAAACUGAAGA